Folsomia candida is the source of this 1405-nucleotide messenger RNA. Its product is annotated as carboxypeptidase B. The transcript is spliced from 5 exons. NCBI's taxonomy places the organism in Eukaryota, Metazoa, Arthropoda, Collembola, Entomobryomorpha, Isotomidae. Gene Ontology annotation, biological process: proteolysis. Gene Ontology annotation, molecular function: metallocarboxypeptidase activity; zinc ion binding. The coding region runs from base 41 to 1300 and encodes 419 amino acids. The record is from RefSeq and is a predicted model, not a curated record.
CCUUGCAGAUCAGUCAUAUCUUGACGCUCAGUUCGGCACCAUGUCGUCGCCCAAGUUCCUCCUGAUACUCGUCGCGCUGUCCGCGGUCGCGGCCAGUUCCGCGAAAUAUUCUGGAUAUGUUGUGAUCCGCGCGACGCCAACGUCUCAACAACAUCUCGCCAUCCUCCGUCAACUGGACACCACCGGGCUGUACGACUUCUGGGCCGGACCGUUCAAAAUUGUUGGACAGAGUUGUGACAUUAUGGUCUCCCCGAAGCAGAAGGGAGAUGUCGUCGCUACUUUGAAGGCAGCCAGGAUGUCGCAUUUCGUCAUGAUUGAUGACGUCGAGAUAUUACUCCAAGAUGAACGAAACCGUUUGGACGCUAAGCAGUCAGGAAACAUGACCUGGACCGAAUAUCACAGAAUGGACACGAUCUACGCCUGGAUGGACGGCCUCGUCGCCGCGAACCCAAAUCUCGUCUCUAUCGAAACUUACGGCUCAUCAAAUCAAGGCAAACCCUUAAAAGUCCUUAAAGUUUCGACCGGAGGAUCUAACAAACCCGCAUUCUGGAUCGACUCGGCCAUCCACGCCAGGGAAUGGAUUUCCCCCGCUGUCAACACCUACAUCAUGAACGAUCUAAUCCACAACAUCAAUCAUGCCAAUCUUCGAGCCGGGAUAGAUUUCUAUUUUGCCCCCUUGAUCAACCCCGACGGGUACGAGUACACCUUCACGACGGACCGGAUGUGGCGUAAGAGCAGGUCGACAAACGUCGGCAGCGCCUGCAUCGGGACGGACGUCAACCGAAAUUUCGGCUUCAAAUGGGGCGUCGACAAUGACGGAUCGAGUCCAAACCCGUGCACGGAGACGCAUCGUGGCGCUGACGCCUACUCAGAACCGGAAGCUGAUCAUGUCAACAAUUAUAUCAGCGGGAAGGCCAAUUCCACCAAUUGGACCGCUUUUAUCACGCUGCAUUCAUAUUCACAGCUGUGGAUGAGUCCGUACGGCUGGUCGGAUCAAGCAGCUGAUCUUCCAGCUGAUUUGGCCGAAUUGGUGGCUGUAUCGAAUCAGUGUGUCGCCGCGUUGACGGCGGUGCAUGGGACGCAAUACCAGACUGGAGCGGCGAGUCAGAUUUUGUACAAGUCCAACGGUUCCAGCCGAGAUUGGGCUAAAGGUGACGGAGGCUUCAAAUGGGUUUACACCAUCGAGUUACGAGACACCGGGCGCUACGGGUUUGUCCUCCCGCCAGAGCAGAUUCUCCCCACGGCGCAAGAAACCUGGGCGGGAGUUCAAGUCUUGGCGAGACACAUCCUCACCAAAUAAACAGAAUACAUACAUGCAAAUCAUAUGCAAAUUAAUUGAUUGUAAAGAAUUACUUAAAUUCUGUCGGCACCAUUUCUUACUAGUAAUAAAUAAUUUCAUGCAAUA